AUGAAUCCUAGUGUUUGGAGCAAGGGUAUGUAUCCUUCCAGCAACAUUUGCCUUGACGGCUGCGCAGCGGAGCACCUCUCCUCUUUUCAACCUGACCCCAAUUCAGAUCUGUCAGGUGCUUCUGUGACCUCGCACAAAGACAGGGAGAACAUAAAAAUGCUACCGGAGAUUUCUUAUUACAGCAGCUGUGACGCUGGUUCAAGUUUGAUCUGUCCCAGCCAGGUGGAGCUCAAUCCGUCCAGAGACACUGAACAUUCGUCCACAAGACGUCAUCCAUUACCUGCAUCUAGUUCUUGUGGUCAACAUGGCUGGAACUUGAACAGUGGUCAUCGAGCAAAGCGUGCCAGAGUAGAAAAUAUCAUCAAAGGCAUGACCAGCUCUCCUGGUAUGCACUGCACAGACGUGACGGCAAAUCAGCACGACGAGUCAGCUGGCAUGCAGGAAAAUGAAAGGAUUCAUGAACUUCCUUUACAUCAGAAAAGAAGUGGAUCUGGCAGCGCGAGUCACAACCAGACGACAAGAAAGCAGCCUGAGUGUCAGCAUCAGCACCUCAGACAGCCCAGAACAAAGUUCAUCCGUGUAGAUGGAGUAACUGACAAUACAGACAGUGGGAACAAAGAGAAAUGUCCCACCUGGCACAAUCCUCCCGACAUAUCUCCACGAGACACAUGUGCCGAUUCAUACAGUGAAUUUGAGAGCAGCUCAAGUAGAAAACAUCAGGGAUGGAAGAAGGUGAAGCUGAUGAACUACUUCCAAUCCAAACCUGAGAGAAUAAAGCUAAUGGCAGAUGUUUUAAAGUACGAACUGUCCAGAGCUGUCAGUAGGAGCGUUGACUCAAUUUUCAAGAGCCUGCCGCUUCUUCAGAUGUCACCAAAUGACGAGAGGAAUGUAGAGACUGAAAGGCCUCAGUCAUCAGGUUGCAAAGAUAAUAAAUUAAGACUUUCAUGUUGUGGGAAUGCAGAGAUGCAAGUCCCACAUGUUCAAACCGAAGCUCUAUCUCUGGUUGUUGAAAAGCCUCGACUGGAAAAGGUCGACAAGUUCAUCCUCCAGUCCAGAUCAAGAGCUCACAAUCGUCCCAAGCCUCAAAUCCCCUUCAGUUAUGACUCUGCUCUGCAUGAAGAAGAGCCGUCAGAACAGAAUCACCGCGCCGCCUGUCCGCACGCCCUCAGAUGCUUGCAAGCCGGAUGCUCUGAGGUUGGUCAAGCAAAGUAUGAAACAUUUGACGCACAGUGGAGUUCUGUGAAAGUGCGAUCAAAGGUCAACUCCAGAUCUGUCAGAAGCCCACAGACUCGUCCUGUGCCAGUGGAUCCGAUGCUUUUGCAAAGCCUGUGUCUCCCUCAUGUCAAGAUUGAGUCCAAUCGCCUGGUGAAGAAUAACCUGUACAUGCUGAACGAGGGUCUAACCACAAAUCAUCUGAAGAAAGCAAAGCUUAUGUUCUUCUACACUCGCUACCCGAGCUCACUUGUACUGAAGAUGUGUUUCCACGAUGUGCAGUUCACGCGCUGUAUCACCUCUCAGCUCAUCAAGUGGUUCAGUAACUUCAGGGAGUUUUACUACAUCCAGAUGGAGAAGUUUGCCCGACACGCUCUCGUUGAAGGAGUGGCCGACGUGAGGGGUCUGACUGUGGGGAGAGAAUCAGAACUUUUCAGAACUCUCAACAUGCACUACAACAAAGCCAACGACUUCCAGGUGCCUGACAGAUUCCUGGAGGUUGCUGAGAUUACACUGCGAGAGUUUUACAUUGCCAUCUCAAUGGGAAAGGAUUGCGAUCCCUCGUGGAAGAAAGCGAUCUACAAGGUGAUCUGUAAACUGGACAGCGACGUACCAGCUGAAUUCAAAACCCAUCGCUCUGGAUGA
Messenger RNA from Chelmon rostratus (copperband butterflyfish), 1857 nucleotides. Its product is annotated as prospero homeobox protein 1-like. The transcript is spliced from 4 exons. NCBI's taxonomy places the organism in Eukaryota, Metazoa, Chordata, Actinopteri, Chaetodontiformes, Chaetodontidae. Gene Ontology annotation, molecular function: RNA polymerase II cis-regulatory region sequence-specific DNA binding; DNA-binding transcription factor activity, RNA polymerase II-specific. The record is from RefSeq and is a predicted model, not a curated record. Gene Ontology annotation, biological process: regulation of transcription by RNA polymerase II. Gene Ontology annotation, cellular component: nucleus. The coding region runs from base 1 to 1857 and encodes 618 amino acids.